Peronospora matthiolae is the source of this 396-nucleotide messenger RNA. The record is from the annotation of a GenBank genome assembly. NCBI's taxonomy places the organism in Eukaryota, Oomycota, Peronosporomycetes, Peronosporales, Peronosporaceae.
AUGGCCACCAGUCUCAUCGCACUCGGCAAGCCCAUGCUACAAUGCUGCCGUCUCGCCGAAAAGAACAACAGACACGCAGUGAUAAUCAACAACGACGUUGUGAUGUACGUCCAGAUCAAGCAGAACGCUCUUGUCGUUGACCGUGGGGUCGCGAAGCAACGAUCAAGAGGAUUGAAGGACGUGAUCAUGUGCGCGAUCGGUGAGUCGCAGUCACCAGAGACAACCGUGCAAAAAGGGAGCCACAUGAGCUUUCACCGGCGCUUCAGGCAACUGAACUACAACGACGUGAAGCGACUUACCGCGAACCCGGUAAAUCGACUCCAACUCACUGACAAAGUCCGGCAGUACUGCCUGAAAUGGGCUGAGGGCAAGCAUUCCAAGUCAGCACGGCCUUAG